AUAAACGAUUAAUCAAAGUCAAAAUGUAAACGUCAUUCAGCUGAUAAUAAACAACAAAUUGAAUUUUUAAAAGAAAGGGUUGUUAUUUCGCAGAUAUUAAUAUAGGCUACAAGAAUUAUGAAUCAAGACAGAUAUUCUUUAAUAGACAAUACUGCCCAUUCUAGUAUAGUACAGGAAUCUGGCUAUGAAUCUACGGAACCCUCCAAUGAUAGACCUGCGAAAUUCCGUCAGUACCUUGCAGCCUUCUCAGCAACUUUGUCAGCUCUGGCUGCCGGUACCGUACUGGCAUGGACAUCUCCGAUUCUCAAUGACCUGGAAGCUGGCAAGUACAACAACAUCAAAUUAGACAGCAACCAAAUAGGAUGGAUCGGCUCGUUCGUAACAUUCGGUGGGAUGGCCAUGUGCAUACCAACAGGCUUUAUCUGUGACAUAAUAGGUCGUAAGAAAACUCUGCUGUUAUUAUGUGUUCCCUACACGAUAGGAUGGUUGCUCAUCAUAUUCGCCAACAACGUGCUGAUGCUGUAUUUCGGCAGACUAAUAACGGGAACUGCAGCUGGAGCUUGUUGUAUAGCAGCACCUUUGUACACAAGCGAAAUAGCCCACAAAACGCUGCGAGGUACUCUAAGCAGUUAUUUUCAACUGAUGGUUACCGUGGGAAUAUUUCUGGGUUAUUUACUAGGAAAAUACCUAAAUGCUCUAUAUUUUACAAUCUGGUGUGCUUGCGUUCCGUUCGUUUUCGUUGUUUUCUUUGUAUUCCAGCCUGAAUCACCCGUGUAUCUAUUAAAACGAGGACUCUUUAAUGACGCUAAGGGAGUUUUGACUAUCUUACGAGGUAGCGAGUACAAAGUCGAUGAAGAACUCAACGAAAUCGAAGGAUAUUUAAAGGAAAGUAGCCAAACAACCAUUUCCCUAACUGAAACUUUCAAACAAGGAUCUGUCAUUAAGGCUUUUAUUAUAUCUGCUUCUUUGAUGUUUUUCCAGCAGUUUAGCGGUGUUAACGCGGUUAUUCUGUACACCACAGAUAUCUUUAAGACGUCAGGAGUGCACUUGGAUCCAAAAAGUGCUUCUGUUAUGGUAGGAUUAUUUCAAGUUCUAGCUACUUUCGCGGCUUCUUUAGUUAUAGAUAAACUUGGUAGAAGAAUAUUGUUGUUUAUAUCGGCGUUGUUUGUUACCGUAAACCUAUUUCUUCUUGCUAUUUUCUUCACUCUGAAAGACAGAACCGAUAUAAGCGACAAUAUUAUUGAAAAAUUAGGAUUUAUACCAGUAGGAGCCUUAUGCCUGUUUAUAAUAGCUUAUUCUCUUGGAUUGGGACCAAUUCCGUGGGUGAUAUCAUCUGAGAUAUUUCCUACUGAGAUUAAGAGUGUUACUAGUUCUACAGCAGGUACCGUUAAUUGGUUUUUGGCUUUUAUCCUUACGAGGUUUUAUCUUCAAAUAUCCAAUUAUAUAGGGCAAGAUAGUACAUUCUAUAUUUUUGGAUCUGCCUCGAUGAUAGGAAUAUUCUUCGUCUAUAUUUUCGUUCCGGAAACUAAAGGUAAAAACAUUUUGGAAAUACAGGCUGCCUUGAAUAACAAUCAGUAAACUCGUGACUUUUAUGGAGUGUCAAAAACAUGCAUUGUGUACGUGGAAAAAUGUUACCAUAGUAUUCUUACCACAUUUAUUUUGGUAAAUGUCAAUGAGCAACCAUGAAGCAUAUUUUCUUGAUUUGACAAUGGCUUUCGAUAAGAAAAUUAUGCUACAAUGUAUGUUUGCCCAAUAUAUCCACCCACCAAACAAAUACAGCCUACAAACGAAACAGAAACAAUAUUCUGACCAACUUAUGAUCAUAAGAUCAAUAAAUAAGUCAAAAUAUAGGGUUGUAUGGUUUUGGCUGUUUUAAUAUCGUUACAUCUACCUACAUAACCCUUCUUUGUUCGCCGUCUAAGGUAUCAGUAAGCGCCGAUUAAAGCUCAAAGUAUCGACCGCAAGAGAGUUUAUAACGGAUUAUCAUUGCUGUACAAUCCUAUUUGAGCCUCGACCUUUCUAAGUCUGUUUCUCCUUCUUCUAAAGGUGCCUAUCUCCUAGUGGUGUUGGCGACCACAUUGGCCCAUCUUAUUCUAUUCACACCAGCUCGAAAUGGAUCAGUUGACGUAAACCAGUCACCUUCCUAGGGACAGGACCUCACUUGCCCUCAAUCUUGCCUUUUAGAAUCAACUCUAGAAGUCGAUAUUUACUAUUACGCAUUACGCAUAAUGUGGUCAAAGUAAACCAAUUUUCUAUUCUUUUCUAUUCUAUAAUUUCUUUGUUUUUUUCUUAGCCUCUGGAGAAUAAUUUGUAAACUGUUUCUCCAAUCCGUUCUAUUCCUUGAAGCUUGGUGUCAGUUUGCCUCACCAAUUUUUCUCGAAUUCUUAUCCUGACCAUUCAUCUUUAGUCUACCUCUCUCAUUAAUUUACAGUUUUUUUCUAUUAUGGCUAGUUGGUACUAAUUUAGUUCUGCUGUCCUUUUUAGCUCGUCUUAUCAUCUUUCUUGCGGUCUUCCUACGAUUCUUCUUUCUCCCCAUGGUCUCUACCUAGUUACAUUUCCACUCCAGCUUUCGUACAGUUAUAUUUAUUUGUGUGUACUCAAUUGUGUUCGUUUUCCCUGCUUUUAUAAGUUAUCUUCUCUCUUCUAGAAGUUGUUUUGUUUUUAGGUAGAGUUUGUCACUGCUCUGUGUUCUGUUACCUGCUCAAAUGCAUUAAGAAACUAUAAAUACUUUGUCGUUAUUUGACGCACAUUCCGAAAUUCGAGUGAAUAAGUAAGCAAGAGUUGAAAUAUUUAAAAGCUCGACUAUCAGAUCUGUAUUUCUGUUUAAGUGUAAUUUUAGAAUUGGAUGCAUACUUUUUAAUCCUUCAAAUAUUGAGAAUGUUUAACCAUGUUUUAUAUUAUUAAUACGUAAUUCAUUGAUAUUUUUCUGUUGAUAUGUUCUUAUACUUUAUAACGAAGAAGUUUCUAUUUAUAUUAAAUUUACAUUCAAGAUGCAGUAGAAAUAAACAAACCAAGACACGUUAAGUGCUACUAGGAGCACACCCGAAUCAUAAUCUACAAUGUAUAAACCUUGGAAAUCAUGAUUUGGGGUUUACAAUGCAUAUACAUUGUAAAUUAUGAUUCGGGAGUGCUCCUAGUAGCAUUUAACGUGUCUUGUUUUGUUUAUUUCUACUGCAUCUUUAUUCUAAAUUUAGUAUAGUUCUAAAUAAAAGGUUUUAGAUAUAUUUUAAGUUCUUUGUAAUGUUAGUUUUGUAAAAAGAUAUUUACACAUGCAGCGACUGUGAUAAAGCAGCCCCUAGACGCUUAAUUUUGUCCACGAUAAUUGGUAAUUAAAAAUUGAAUGGGUUGCAUGUGUGAGUUCAUACUACAUAAGUAGUUAAAUAAAUAACGGACGUUCUCACAAUCAUUUAUUUACUCCGUGUCUCCGGAUAAUUUACUUCUACCGGAGACCUGAUGAUGCUGUGAAAUCUGUAGACAGCGAAACCGGCCGUCCUAAGUAAAUAAAUGAUUGUGAGAACGUCUGUUAUCCCUUUACCUACUGAAUUGGUAAUCAAUUUGUAGUUGAGUCUUAAACAACCACAGUGUAAAUGGUACUCUGUAAGUAUGCGGUAAGAAGAACUUGUAGCAAUUACCAUCUAUGAAUUUUAUCUGGUUUUUUAGUCAUUCUUUUAAAUCUUCAUUUCCCUGGUUGGUUGAAGAGUUCCUUUAAUUCCUAUGAUUAGAACUCGAUGCUAAACGCUAAUGGACCAGGUAUACAUCUGGGUCGGGACUGUGUAACGUUUAAAAAAUCCGGUUGUGUAUCUUGUCCAUUUUUUGUAUUUGAAAAUAUUUUUUAGAGAGUUUUCUUACACAAAACUCAAUUAUUAUUAUUUAUGAUAAUAUAGACGUCUAUAGGCUGCUUUAGAUUUACAUAUUAACAAGUUUUUGUAUCUAACUCCAACUAGUCCAGGUUGUCGUACUGCUCCUGUGGAAAAAUGUUCUGAUUCGGUUUUUUUGCUGAUUCCUGUUCAAAAAUAAUUCCUUUAAACAAAUCUUGAGGGUUUUUGGGCAGAAAUUGUAUAUCUAAUCGUAACAAUGAUGAUUUCAUAAGUGGUAAUGAUGAAGUUAAUGUAACAUUUCAUUUGUAAAUAUAAUUUUAACUUCAUUAUAUUGAAUACUACCUCUGUAACAUUGUGAUGUUUUUUGUAUAUUUUUGUUAAAAUAUCUCUACUUUUAUUAUAUCUACUUACUAAUUUAAUUAACUAGUUUUUAGUUAAUAGAUAAAUCUGUACCUCGGAGGGAUACAACACUAUGUCCAUUUUUUUUUAAUUUAUGACAUUUUUACACACUAAUAAUCAACUUUUACCAUUUUAUUUAGAGGAAUAAAGCACUAGGUCCUAAACCAUUUGCUGAUUGAGAUAGUGACAUUUAAAAGAAGAUCCUAAUAGAAGAAAAGAAGAUAAAAGCCAAGUCCAUUUGUCCCUAUUGUUGAAAAAAGUUUAAAACUGCUGUUCUGUAAAGUUAUGAAAAUGGACAUAGAGUUGUAUCCCUCUGAAAUACAGCAAUAUAUUAAAUUUAACUUAGGGCCGGUUUCACCAACAACAAAUAAAUUGGGGAAUAGUUAUUAGUCGAAUAAAAUUUAUUAGUCGAUUAUAUUUUUAUUGUUUCAAUACAAUUUUGAUAAUUUAAAGUUAAACUGACGAAUUGCCUUUGUUAUAGAUAUUUAAAGCGAGAAAGUCAAUUUAAUCGAAGAGUAAAUAUUUAUUUGGUAAAAAAUAAAGUAAGUCUUAUUUGAUGUUUGUGAAACGUAGAUCUCACAGUUUUAUUGGUCGAAUAACUUUAUUCAUCGAAUAAACUACUAUUCGGCGUUGGUGAAACCGGCCAUUAGUUAUUUAAUUUCCAAUUCGACAUUGUUUUUUAAAACAAGUUUGUGAUUUUGGUUCUCUUCUUUUUAAGUGCCGUCUCCUAAUCGGAGGUUGAAUAUCAUCAUCAUUAUCUUUACUCUAUUUACCGCUGCUCUUAAUAGUUCUAUAGAACUGCAUUUAAGGGGUUACAUAGGUCUUGCAGGUAAAAAAAGUGACUUUUAAAAAAAUUUUAUCUCGAAAACUAAAAAUUAUUUUUAUUUAUGAUUGGAACAUGUAAAAGCAUACUUAAGGUACUCUCAAAAAAUUUUUAGCCAAAAAUAUUCAUUUUUGUAGAGUUGUCUGCAAUUUUUCGACAACAGCCCUUUUUUGCGGUGAGCAGCAUAACUAAGUCCAGUCUCAUCUGAAAUCAAAAAAUCAAAAAGUUUCUUGUAGCUUAUACCUGUGGCUAGUGAAUGAACGAAGGAAUUUAAAAAAAAAUGAAAUUUGAAGAUUUUACAUAAGUUUAAACACAUUUUCGACCCCAAUUUUUCUCAUUUUUUCAAAAAUGACCAUUUUUAAGUAGUUUUUUUUUUAUAAAACAAAAACAACUUCACCUAAUAAAAAUUCAUUCGUUCAUUCACUAGCCAGAGGUAUAAACUACAAGAAACUUUUUGAUUUUUUGAUUGCAGAUGAGACUGGACUUAGUUAUGCUGCCCACCGCAAAAAAGGACUGUUGUAGAAAAAUUGCAGUCAACUCUACAAAAAUAAAUAUUUUUGGCUGAAAAUUUUUUUUGAGAGUACCUUAAGUACUAUACUUUUACAUGUUCCAAUUAUAAAUAAAAAUAAUUUUUAGUUUUCGAGAUAUAAUUUUUUUAAAGUCACUUUUUUUUACCUGCAAGACCUAUGUAACCCCUUAAACCAUUCCCUUAAAUUCUUCAUGACACCUUCCUUCUUCCUUUACUCCUUCCGCCUCUUAUCUUUCCCUUUCCCUGUAUUAUCAGUGUUAGCAUUUCAUAUCGCUGUCCCUUUAUUACGCGUCCCAGAUAUUGUAACUUUCUUAUUUUUAUUAUUUCGCAUUAUUUGCCCAUUUCUCGUAAUACUUCCGUGUUCGUUUAUUUCUGUGUCCAUGCUAUUCUAAGAAUCCUCCUGUAACAGCACAUUUCAAAGGACUGUAGUUUAUUUAUGUGUUCUUGCUUCAAUGUCCACCUUUCAAGUCCAUAUUGCGGUAUCGAGGACACGGAGCAUCUCAAAGCUCUUACUCUCAGUUCUAAUCUAAGGGCUUUGUUACAGAUAAUUGUUUUCAUUUUUACAAACGCAUUUCUUGCUAUUUCUAUCCUGGUCCUUAUUUCUGUUUGAUAAUUUUUUUCUGAAAUGCAGGUUCUCUGAAAUCCUACAUUUCCCAAAAGUAUGCUCGUUUGUAUGUUUGUUUUCUUAGUUAUUAUCAUGUAUUUGGUCUUUUUAUGUUCAUUUUUAGUCCAUAUUCUUCACAUAAACUGUUUAUCUUGUUUAGUAGUAAUUGGAGUUGUUCAGCAGAGCUUGCCAUAAUCACAGUGUCAUCUGCAUUUCUUAUGUUGUUAAUAGAUCUUCCGUUAAUUAUUAUUCCUUCACUUUGAGAUAGUAAUGCUUCUUCAAAAAUUGCUUCACUAUUCACUAUAUACAUUAAAGAGUAAUGGAGGCAUAAUACAUCCCUGCCUAACUCCUCUCCUGAUUUCAAUUUCUGGACUGGGUUCGUUAUCUAUUACAAUUUGUGCUCUUUGAUUCCACUUUGAUUUUGGUUCUCACUAUUCUUAAUUACAAAAAUAUUUUAAAUCUUUACAAAUGCGUAAACAAGGACUAUUAUUAUUACAAAUGUCUUGAAAUGCCAAUUUUAGUGGAUAAUUAGUAAACUUGAAAAUAAGUAUUCCCGAAAAAAAAAUGAAUCUCAAAAAACAUGAACUAUUUUGAUUUUACACUGAAUUAUCCGACAGGGUCAGGUUUAUACGUAGUGUUAAGUACCUACAGCUCUCAUAUGAUGUUGAGAAUUUCCAACAAACACUUAUUAUGUUUAUCUAAGCUUGAAAACUCCUCGGCUGAAAUUCUAUUUCUUAAAAAAUGCCUGCAAUUAUUUGCCCAUACCUCUGGCGUGAUUUCAUUUAUCUUGAUGUUUGUUAUCUCUUAAACAUCUGCUAAUUUAAAAGUAGUGUUUCUUGCCACUACUUGGUUUUUUUCAAAUAAUCCAUAUCUUUUCAGUCGGGUUAAGUUCUGGAUGAUAAGGUGGUAAACGUAAAACUGAGUUGUUGUACUGUGUUAAUAAUUGACCUACAGCAUACACAGAGUUUUUAGAUUUAGCACAGAGUAUCUUAUUAUACAGAUCCGGCUGUUUCAUUUUUCUCGAAAAAUAUAUUCCUUUUUGUCAACUAUUUCCUCAUGACGUCUUUGUGUCUAUGUGUCACUGAGCAAUUCGACAUUUGUAUCGAUACGAACAAAAAUUCGAAUCUAUAAUAUCUGAACGAGCUGUAAGAUUGCCAAUUCGCACGUUUUGUGGUAUGCUCCUUCUCAGAGGCUUCUUUCAGUGCGUCAAAGUUUUUCGAUUUCUUUCUAACGCAUUAAGUUGUAAGUGAUUGAAAAAAGGUACGUCCGUGAUUAAAAUCAUUUACAUUUUUUCUAGUUGUUGAUAGAUGGCGCUAUAAUUAAACAAAAAAUGAUUAUGUAUUAUCUAUACUACUAUAAUCUGUACAAUUUAUAGGACUAUACAAAUCAAAGAACGUUCCUUUUUAUAAAUGAAAUAAACACAAUAAGGAACUUGCAUAUAUUUUUAAAUAUUAAAAUGAUAUUAAAAAACAUAAGGUAACAUGAUCUUAAAACGCUUGCAUGCGAAAAAAAGAAAUAUUUUUAACCCGUACGCUAAUUACGACGCUUUGAAAAUGCUAUAAGAUUCAAAUAUCUUAGCGAGGCUCUUGAACGUCCUUCUAUUGGUCCGACGUCACGGGCCACGGUCAACCAGGCUUAGCAGUCGGAAACAACGCGAUUAGGGUAGGUAUCACGGGUAUAUUACAUUUUAAUCGUCUUUAAUGGAAAAUUCCUAGGUAUUAUUUAUGUUCAUCUUGUAUAUUAUAAUAAGUAGUUCCCCAAUCAGCUUAGUUUUAAACUGAAAUUGAUAAAGUUGAGUGCUACUUUGUAAAGAGUUUAAAAUGCAUAAUAUGACGGAGAGGGUAAGUCUGACAACUUACCUACCGUUGAUGUCUUCAUGGUGGCAACUUUUAUAAAAAGUAGUGAAAGCUAUUCUAUUGGAGAAAUGCGAGGUGUCAAGGCAAAUAAGUAAGAGUUAUUAAUAAGCAUGUUUAAACCGUUUAUAACAAUAGUUUGGUACCAUUAUAUUAUAGUAUUCGGUUUACCCCGUGGGUUUGAUCUACCUACCUCUAAUCGAAGGAUUUCGUAUAUCCUGGAAAAGAUUACGGUGUAAUUUGCAGUAUAAUAAAGAUUAUAUUUUAUUGUAAUGUUUAUUAGUACCUACUGGAGCCUUUCAUUAUUGUGUUCAAAGCCUUCAGAGAAAAGAUUAUGGUGAUUAGCAGACGUACCGAUAGAACGUGUACAUAGCCAACAAAAUCCUUCUUUAGUUAAUAAUACGCAUAAAUAAGAAGAAUCAUUAUUGUAAUUUUACAAGUUAAUAUCUUUAUCAUCUCAGCUUAUACUUACACCGCAUCCCUCGGUAGACCGCAAGCUAUAGUAGAAACCCGACUGUAGACCGCAUACUAUAGUAGCACCAAUACUUUUUAGUUACUCUUACUUUUAUUACUAAAAGUUUUGUUUAUUUUUAAGUUACUUGUUUCUUCUUUGUUCUUCAACACAAGAAACGACAAAAGUAAUUUCAUAAACAAGAACUUUUUGAUAUAUGUCAACAGAGAUAAAAUGUUAAUAAUUUGCCAGUCACAGAAAAAAUCAUUUUUGCCACAGAGUAAAACAAGAUAUUUCAACUAUAUUAUUUAUCUAUGGGCAAACUGCAUUAAAUGCAAUAGCCCACCGAACGGGCAAACGAUACGAGUGGCCUAUGACGUCAGACCCCAGCUCUCGCUUUUGAAGUUGUUUGAAACGGAAAUUUUAGGCGCGGAACUUUGAUCAGAUGUUGUACGUACACUAUUCAUUGUUAAGACGUAAUAUUUUGAAUAUAACAUUUUAAAACAUAAAUUAACAAUUUUAUGCAAAAAAAUUUUUUAGUGCAAGUUCCCUAUUGAUUUGUUAUUAUACCAUAUUACGAUUACGAUUGUGACAACUGUCAGAUUUAACUAAAAUGUCAUGUUAUGAUUCUCUAAAUUCUUAAAAUCAUAUGACAUCAUUAAUUACAUACCUACCUGAAAGACUGAGAAGAACUUUAAAUUAUAGUCGUAUAGAUAUGUAAUAGGUAAAUACCUAAAUAUUUUUUCAGAUUAUAGCGCCAUCUAUCAGCAACUGGAAUAAAUAUUAUAAAUGUGUGUGUAUCACGGACCUAUAGUCGGUUCGCUAAACUCAGACACAACUGGCUAGUGAUUUUAGUAAAUAAUUUUGCCAAUUUUGGUAAAAUUGGCAAAAAACAAAAAAAUUAUCUACUGAAAUAACUAGCCAGUUGUGUCUGAGUUUAGCGAACCGACUAUACCUUUUUUUCUGUCACUUGUGACGCACUGAAAGAUGCCUCUGAGAAGGAGAUUAUAUAUUUUUGGAUCUCAGGUUUGUCUAUAAUAAUAUUGGUAUCCCUAGAUAUUAGAGAAAAAUGCCUUGAUAGAUAUAAUGAAAAUCCAAAAAAGUAAUGUCCAUGUGAUUAUAAGAAAUUAGUAUAUUUAUAAAUAUUUACAUUUGUACAAAUUAGCUGAUGAACCAUUUUGCAAACCUUCAAAAUUAGUAUGGCAUUAUUGAUGUUUUAAAUGUAUUAUUAUUUGUUAGAACGCAAUCAAUCUAUCUUCUUAAAAGAUAUUUUCAGAAGUUUCCUCAAUCGUGGCAAAUGAGAAAAUCUAUUUAUUGAAUAUUUGCAAUUCUGUUAAUUCUAAUAUUGUUCUGAAGCUAUUUUCUGGUGGCAUGUUAAUACAAUUUACCAUCUUUACUGGCAAUAAGUCAAUUUUACUUUAGAAUAAGUUUAUUUUGACGUUUCGAUUUCAUUACAUGAAAAUUACUAGAUUUUCAAUGAUUUAAAAUUUUAUAACUUAAUAAGGAAGUAAAACUUCGCUUGUAGGUAAAUGGUAUAUAAAUUUUUAUUAAAAUUUUAUCUAAAAUGAUCCAAAUUGGAUAAAAGUGGGUACAUCUAUAGUACAAAAUCACACAAACGUUUUCGGACCAAUCAGUCCAUCAUCAGGUGGCAGAAACCUAAAAUAAGCAAACCACUGCAUUAAAAAAGGCCAAGAUGAAAGUUUGACUGUUUGAAAGUUAGGAAAAUUAGAACAUGUGGUACUUACUUUAGAUCCAAAGUAGUUGGAACUAGCUACAUAGAUAGGUCAACAAUAGUUGUCAAUGUCGACAAUAAGUCGAUGUUAAAAGGAUUUAAAAAUGCAGCGUUAUUAUAAUGUGGUCUUCAUCUUGGCUUCAAACUGACAGACUGAAAUAUGACAUUAAAUGAAAAUUGACAAGACCUUCUAGGUAGGGUAUUGUAUGUGUAUGCAGUUAUUUUGUAUUUUAGAAAUGCAAAAAUAUUAUUACUUAAAUAAAUGAAUUUAAUUAGCUAUUAAAUAAAUGAGUGAGAAUAAACAAUUUGAAUUAAUAGUAACAUAAAAUUAUUUAUGAUAAUUUAAUGACGAUUGAAAGCGAAAAUUUUGCCAACAAGGUAAUGACGUCACUUGUUCGAAAAGAAGAGCAGAAUAAAGAAAAAUAAAAUAAACAAAAUAAAAGGAAAUUUAUUAGGUAUAUGAUAAAUAUAAGGUAUAAGAAUUGAUAAAUAAAUCAUGAAUUUGGCUGUUAUGAAAUGUAGUUUAAGUUAAUAAUUAAAGUGUAAAGUUAAGAGUAUAACUGGUUGUCUGAAUUCAUGUAGAUAAGACAGGGUGAAUAAAACAAAACUGAUAGUAGAUUACUAUGGUUUAACGGAAUUGAAAUUUAUAAAUUGAAAUUAGAAUAAUGAUGUAUAACUGGUUGACUGAAUUUAUAGAAUUGAAGUGUAAAUAAAAACAACAAUAAGAGAAAGUUUAUUAAACCAUAGUAAUCUACUAUCAGUUUUGUUUUAUUCACCCUGUCUUAUCUACAUGAAUUGAGACAACCAGUUAUACUCUUAACUUUACACUUUAAUUAUUAACUUAAACUGCAUUUCAUAACAGCCAAAUUCAUGAUUUAUUUAUCAAUUCUUUUACCUUAUAUUUAUCAUAUACCUAAUAAAUUUCAUAUUUUUUUGUUUAUUUUAUUUUUAUUUUUCUUUAUUCUGCUCUUCUUUUCGAACAAGUGACGUCAUUACCUUGUUGGCAAAAUUUUCCCUUUCAAUCGUCAUUAAAUUAUCAUAAAUAAUUUUAUGUUACUAUUAAUUCAAAUUGUUUAUUCUCACUCAUUUAUUUAAUAGCUAAUUAAAUUCAUUUAUUUAAGUAAUAAUAUUUUUGCAUUUCUAAAAUACAAAAUAACUGCAUACACAUAAAAUUCCCUACCUAGAAGGUCUUGUCAAUUUUCGUUUAAUGUCAUAUUUCAGUCUGUCAGUUUGAAGCCAAGAUGAAGACCACAUUAUAAUAACGCUGCAUUUUUAAAUCCUUUUAACAUCGACUUAUUGUCGACAUUGUUGUAGCCGAAAUGGCAUAAUUAUUGUAAAAUGAAGGUCUUUUGACCUAUCUAUGUAGCUAGUUCCAACUACUUUGGAUCUAAAGUAAGUAACCACAUGUUCUAAUUUUUCUAACUUUCAAACAGUCAAAAUUUCAUCUUGGCCUUUUUUAAUGCAGUGGUUUGCUUAUUUUAGGUUUCUACCACCUGAUGAUGGACUGAUUGGUCCGAAAACGUUUGUGUGAUUUUGUACUAUAGAUGUACCCACUUUUAUCCAAUUUGGAUCAUUUUAGAUAAAAUUUUAAUAAAAAUUUAUAUACCAUUUACCUAAAAGCGAAGUUUUACUUCCUUAGUAAGUUUUUUAUUAUGGUAUACAGCCAAUGAGAGGAAUCUUUUCCUUUUUAUUUUAUAUUUUCGACGUUGUCAAAUGUACAGUUUCUGAGAUAUACGGAUAAUAGGCUUAUUUUUUAAUGGGACUACCCGUAUAUUUUACAAUCUUUUAUUAUAGUUUGUUAUUUCCGACAUUGCCGUAUAUGUUUCUGAUCCAUCAAAUUUCAUCGUAUGUGCCUAAAGUACACUUACAAAAAGAUUCUAAGGGUCAGAAGAUGAAGGGAAGUUGCCAGGAAUCGACAAGAAUGGCGACUUCUUCGCGAGUAGGCUCAGAUCCACAACGGAUUGUCGAGCCACUUGUGAUGAUGAUGAAAGUACUCGCAAGUUUAUUAAAGGAUUUUUUUCUUUAAAAUCUCUAGGAGUAUUUACUCAACAGAUAUUUUUUUGGCAUUCACAUUUUUUUUUCUAUUCCUUUUAAGAAGAUAGAAUAUGAAUUACUUAUUGUUGUACAUGUUUUAAGAAAUGUGUUGUUGAACGUAAAAAGUUGUACUUAUGUUAGUUAAAAUAUUUAUGUGUAGUACUUACGUAAAAAUAUAUGUUUUAUCCAAAUUGUGAAUUAUAUGUCAGUGUUGACCAGC
This is a messenger RNA of Diabrotica virgifera virgifera (western corn rootworm), 12463 nucleotides long. Its product is annotated as facilitated trehalose transporter Tret1-2 homolog. Gene Ontology annotation, molecular function: sugar transmembrane transporter activity. The transcript is spliced from 3 exons. The record is from RefSeq and is a predicted model, not a curated record. The coding region runs from base 118 to 1578 and encodes 486 amino acids. Gene Ontology annotation, biological process: carbohydrate transport; transmembrane transport. Gene Ontology annotation, cellular component: membrane. NCBI's taxonomy places the organism in Eukaryota, Metazoa, Arthropoda, Insecta, Coleoptera, Chrysomelidae.